CACGCAAUCCCACAUGCAGGGCCAGCAUCCCGGCCCGCCUCGGGCGGUGGCCUGGCGGGAAGCCGAGGUCGGGCGCCAUGUUCCCCGCCAGUUCCCAUCGCGGACUACAUUUCCCAGAAACGUCCGCGAAGUCCGGGCGGCCUCUUCUUCUGCCCGCGGGACCCUCUUCGUCCGGGCAGGGGAAAGUGCACGCUCUGCUCCUCCAGAGGAUCCCAGUGGAGAAAAGAGGAAUGGCUGUGGACCAAGCCAAACAGAAGAAAUCGGUGGCGUUCAGUGACGUGUCCCUGGACUUCUCUCAGGAGGAGUGGGAGUGCCUCGGCCCUGCUCAGAGGGACCUGUACAGAGAUGUGAUGUUGGAGAACUACAGCAACCUGCUUUCCGUGGCAGGACCUCACAUCCCCAAGCCUCAGGUGAUCUCUCUGUUGGAACAAGGCAAAGAGCCCUGGAUGAUCGGCAAAGAGCUGACAAGAGGCUUGUGCUCAGCUCUGGAGUCAAUGUGCGAAAGCAAGUUACUAUCCCUAAAGAAGGAAGUUUAUGAAAUGGAAUCGUGCCAGAGGGAGUUAAUGGGACUUAGCAAGCACGGCCUCGCUUACUCCAGUUUCAGAGAUGUUCUGGAGUGUGGCAGCCAAUUUCAAAAUGGACACGUAAGCCAAGAAUUACUCACGCGUGAGUACAUGCCCACAUUUGUUCAACAGACUUUCUUUACCCUACAUCACAUGAUAAAUAAUGACGAGAAACCCUAUGAGUGCAAGAAAUGUAGAAAGGUCUUUACUCAGAACUCACAGUUCAUUCAACAUCAAAGGGUUCAUGGUGAGAAGUCGUACGAAUGUAAGGAGUGUGGGAAGUUCUUCAGCUGUGGCUCGCAUGUCACGCGACAUCUGAAAAUUCACACCGGUGAGAAGCCCUUUGAGUGCAAAGACUGUGGGAAGGCCUUCAGCUGUAGCUCGUACCUCUCUCAGCAUCAGAGAAUACACACCGGCAAGAAGCCUUAUGAGUGUAAGGAGUGUGGGAAGGCCUUUAGCUAUUGCUCAAAUCUCAUUGACCAUCAGCGAAUUCACACCGGUGAAAAGCCUUACGCGUGCAAAGUGUGUGGGAAAGCCUUUACCAAGAGCUCCCAACUUUUUCAACACGUGCGGGUGCAUACAGGUGAGAAACCCUACGAAUGUAAGGAGUGUGGCAAAGCCUUUACUCAGAGCUCGAAGCUGGCUCAGCACCAGAGGACCCACACCGGGGAGAAGCCCUAUGAGUGCAAGGAGUGCGGGAAGGCCUUCAGCAGCGGCUCAGCACUUACGAAUCAUCAGAGAAUCCACACCGGGGAGAAGCCCUAUGAGUGCAAGGAGUGCGGGAAGGCCUUCACCCAGAGCUCACAACUUCGGCAACAUCAAAGAAUUCAUGCGGGGGAGAAGCCCUUUGAAUGUCUUGAGUGUGGGAAGGCCUUCACUCAGAACUCACAGCUUUUUCAACAUCAGAGGGUCCAUUCAGAUGAAAAACCCUACAAAUGUAAUAAGUGUGGAAAGGCCUUUAAUAAAUGCUCAAACCUCACCCGACAUCUGAGGAUUCACAGUGAGGACAAGCCCUACAACUAACAAGAGUGGGAGGCCAUUUAGGAAUGGCGCAGACCUUAUUGGCCAGCAGGGACGUCAUACCUAUGAGUAUUAAAAAUCCACGGUUGACAGUGUUUGACCAGAUAUUUACGUCUUCAUCUGAGUGCAGUUAACUGUAGGUUAUGAGUUCCAAGCCUACGUUUAUUCUCUUCUCCCACACCAAUGCUAGUUGCUUUUUAAUAAUUUUUUCUCUCCCCAUCGCUUGUGGAUUUGUCAUGCUGUUGUUUAUAUAUGCUUAUAUUUUUAGGACUGUCUUUUGUUUUCUAAACUGUGUUCUUACUGCUUGCACUAAUAAUAGUGUUUUGAUUGUGUAACUUUUAAUAUUUUAAAUUCCUUGUCGAAUUCCAAUGUUGUAUUUGAGGCAAUGUCAGUAUCACUGUGUUUCAUGAGCUUAUUUUUAUUUUUAUUAUAAGUGAAAAAAAUGAGAAAAUUUGGAAAUCUAAGAGAGAGGAAUUUUCAUUCAGAACAUGGCUGCUCUGGCAAGAAAUCACAUCCGAAGAUCUUCUAGAUUUGUGUGAUCUGUUUGAAAUGCAGACAUGCCUUUAAUCCAAGAGGCCAGAGGCCAGCCUGGUAUAGAGCAAGUUUCAGGUAAAGAAAGGCUAAGGUUCAGGCAUGGUGGCACACGCCUUUAAUCCCGGCUCUUGGGAGACAGAGGCAGGCGGAUCGCUGAGUUCAGUUCAGUCAGUUCUUCAGACAGGAGGCGAGUGGAGAGGUGGCGCCAGUGGAGCUGGCAGCUCAGUUCGUGGAAUUCAAGGUAGUUUUACAGGGAGAGUUCUACAGAGGCAGGUGGAAGAGGGAACAAGCGAGGCACAGGUGAAGACAGAACGAGCCAGAGAAGGAAAAGGAGCCUGAAGACUAGAGCAGAUUGCGGGAGUUGGUUUGAAACCAAGAGAGAAGCCAGGUGGAAUCAGCUUGGAGAGGAGUUUGAGCCAGAACAGCUGAGUUGAACCAGCCAGAGUUCAGGAAGAGCUAGGAAGGGGUGAGCUCACUUAGCAGUACAGCUCAGAGGCUGAAAGAAUUCUCAGCCUAGAGUAGAUUGUAGCGAGGGUAGAAGCUUCCAGGGCUAGGCCUAGGUUAGCAGAGGGAGGCAGUAAGCUUCAGAGGUGACAAUUAAAUCAGGCAAAUAAAAGUUACUUUAACAAUGUAAAGCUCAGUUAUCAGAACGAACUGAGAUUAUGUUGAUUACACGGAGGACUAUAAAUUGCUAGUUCUCCUGGACUUUGCUCUCUGCAGGUGUGGGGUCAUGGUGUUUGCGUUCUUCCUCCACCUGCCUUCAUCAUGCUAAAAAAGUCAUUGUAACAGUUGCUUUCCAGCAAAUACAGGUUCUACUUUUAAUGACUUAAUAUCUUUUAAGUGACUAUUAUUCAUGUUACAGUUGCUUCUAAAUUUUUGCAUUAUGACCCCAAACUUAGGUUUGGAUGUUUGAUGUUUUGUUUCUCUUAAAAUCAGAAACAUUUCUUUUAAUGAUGAAUGUAUUCACCUUUUCUCCUUGUACGCUAUUUAGUUCUUUUUCAUUAACCCUAAUCCUAGUGUCAUGCCAGAAAGGCAAGUACAUUUAGGAAAGUGUUAUUUUUCCAGAUUUUUUUGUAUAUGUUAUAAGUAGUUGUGUAUUUCUUAUUUUACAUAUGCAGUCAAGUGUAUGCAUUGGUUUGCUAUGAGAACUCAAUGAAUUCAUAAAUAUGAAGAACUUAGAUCUAUUCCUAGCACCCAGUAUGGAUUUAAUAAAAAAGGUUUCUCUGUUGUCA
This is a messenger RNA of Psammomys obesus (fat sand rat), 3349 nucleotides long. Its product is annotated as zinc finger protein 383. Gene Ontology annotation, cellular component: nucleus. The record is from RefSeq and is a predicted model, not a curated record. The coding region runs from base 78 to 1586 and encodes 502 amino acids. Gene Ontology annotation, molecular function: RNA polymerase II cis-regulatory region sequence-specific DNA binding; DNA-binding transcription factor activity, RNA polymerase II-specific. The transcript has 5 exons. Gene Ontology annotation, biological process: central nervous system development; regulation of transcription by RNA polymerase II. NCBI's taxonomy places the organism in Eukaryota, Metazoa, Chordata, Mammalia, Rodentia, Muridae.